AUGUCGAGCAGCGGCGCAUCGUUUUCGUCGCCUUCGAUUCUUCGCGCGAGGAGGAACAAUACUUUGAAACACGGACGUUUUUGUGCUUCUUCUUCUUCGUUGUCUUCGUCGUCGUCGGGGACGCAUCGGAAGCGGAUGCGUCGCACGUCAUCAUCAGCAAAAUCAGCGGCGAAGGCGGACGAGGAGACCUCCGAGACGACGAGUGCGACGACGACGACGAAUACGAGUAAAAGUAACCAAAAUGAACGAGAAGCACCUUUAACAACGGUGGCCAUCUCCGGCGCGACCGGGUUCGUCGGCAGAAAGUUGACGGAAAAAUUGUUAAACGAAGGCACCAAGGUGAGAGUGUUAACCAACAAGAGCAACAAGGUACGGGCGAGACUGGCGCUCGGUCUGAAAUCCGCGUUCAAUCCAAACGUCUCCGUAUACAAAUGGGAAACGAUUACUGGGAAGUUGGAGUGGACGGAAGCGAUUCGAGGGUGCGAUGGCGUGGUGAAUUUAGCAGGCGCUCCCGUGGCGACGCGAUGGGAUAAAAAGUAUAAAGAGACGCUCGUCAACAGCCGAUUGGGGUGCACGAAUAGAAUCGCAGACGCGAUUAACAAGUUGCCGGAAAAAGAGAGACCGAGUUUAGUGAGCGCGUCUGCGGUUGGGUAUUACGGGACGACGAGGAAGGACGAGGCGUGGACGGAAGCGAGAGGACCAGGCGGGGACUUUUUGGCGAGUUUGUGCGAGAAGUGGGAGAAGGCGGCGAACAAGGCGAAGACGAACGUGACCGUGGUGAGAACCGGAGUGGUGUUGGAGAAAGGAGGAGGUGCGUUGGGGAAAAUCUUACCUUUGUUCUAUUUGUAUUCCGGAGGUCCAGUCGGGAGUGGCACGCAAUGGGUGAGUUGGAUUCAUAGGGAGGAUUUAGUGGAUAUCAUGAUUAUGGCGUUGAAGAAUCCGAAGAAAUUCAAAGGCGUGGUCAACGGCGUCGCUCCCGAACCGACGACGAUGAACGGUCUGUGUGAAGCGAUCGCGAAAGCGACAAACAGACCGAACUGGUUGCCAGCUCCGGGGUUGGCGGUGAGAGUAUUGUUAGGCGAAGGGGCGACGGUGGUUUUGGACGGGCAAAAAGUGGUUCCGGAGAAGACGAUGGAGAAAGGGUACCAGUUCAAGUAUUCUGACGUGAACAGCGCGCUCGACGCAAUCGUGAAUGGACCGUAA
This is a messenger RNA of Bathycoccus prasinos, 1203 nucleotides long. RefSeq names its product putative cell division inhibitor. Lineage: Eukaryota; Viridiplantae; Chlorophyta; Mamiellophyceae; Mamiellales; Bathycoccaceae. The record is from RefSeq and is a predicted model, not a curated record. The transcript has a single exon. The coding region runs from base 1 to 1203 and encodes 400 amino acids.